This is a messenger RNA of Camponotus floridanus (Florida carpenter ant), 1377 nucleotides long. It is a transcript of the gene Rab21, whose product is annotated as ras-related protein Rab-21. The transcript has 4 exons. Gene Ontology annotation, biological process: Rab protein signal transduction. Lineage: Eukaryota; Metazoa; Arthropoda; Insecta; Hymenoptera; Formicidae. Gene Ontology annotation, molecular function: GTPase activity; GTP binding. The record is from RefSeq and is a predicted model, not a curated record. Bases 421 to 1095 code for a protein of 224 amino acids.
GCAAUAUUUCUGUGCCGUAUGGGUUGUAUGCGUGCAUGAGAUACGAUGAGUGCUAUUGUGUAUGUAUGCUGUGUGUGUAGGAAAGAGAAGGAGAGAGAGAGAGAGAGGCAUUAGAUUACGAAGGCUACGAAAAAUGCGCCGAUUGUAGCGCGUAAUGGCUCGGAGCAGAACAGCUGAUUCCUCGACGUUGACGCAGCGGAGACUGAAGCACGGUCGUCGUCGCUUCGACGUUGUGGCGUGUCGGGUCGCAACGAAACAUCCAUUAUAUCCCGUACACGACGGCCACCGCACCUAGACAAGUGUAACAAGCGCAACUUUAUAUAUCCUGGCCCUCGUAUAACGCGGACAUUCCGGAUACCGCGAAUUAACACGGCCUGAUUCCCUCUAAGACCAAGUUGUUGCCAGUUGCUCCCGGGGAUUAUGGCCAGUCCGGUCGUCGGCACCGGGUCGUACAACUUCAAGGUGGUUUUGCUCGGCGAGGGAUGCGUUGGCAAGACCUCGGUUGCUCUCCGAUACGUCGAGGACAAGUUCAAUGACAAACAUAUCACUACGUUACAGGCAUCGUUUUUGAAUAAGAAAUUGAAUAUUAAUGGGAAAAGAGUGAACUUGGCGAUAUGGGACACAGCAGGACAAGAAAAGUUCCAUGCAUUAGGACCAAUUUAUUACAGAAUGUCCAAUGGUGCCAUUCUUGUCUACGACAUUACAGACGAAGAUACUUUUCAAAAAGUGAAAAACUGGGUGAAGGAACUGAAAAAGAUGUUAGGUAGCGAAAUUUGCUUAGUGAUAGCAGGUAAUAAAGUGGACCUGGAGAAGGAUAGAAACGUUGCCAUAGAUGAAGCGGAAGAAUACGCCAAACAGGUGGGAGCUAUGCAUUUCCACACGUCAGCCAAGUUAAACCAGAACAUCGAGGAGAUGUUCUUAGACCUGACGCGACGCAUGAUGGAACGCGCAGACGAGGCCGAGCAAAAAUCUACUCUCACGAGGACUAAUAGCACACGUCGCAAUGUUGUAAUGGUCGAGGACGAAAGUGAACAUACACAACCGAGUAGAAGUUCAUGCUGCGGCAGUGGUGGCAGUGGCAGCGGCCUUUCGUAGAUCUUUGAAAGAUUUACGAUUCAAUUUCAGACAAGGUCUAAUUUCGAAUAAUCCACGAGUUACGUAUACGGGACGAAGCAUUUCAAAAAGUCGUGACAGAUUAGUAUCUUUAAAAAUAAAUCCUCUGUGAUAAUAAUUUGUCACAUUAUGAAUGUUUCAUUUUUUUGUAUGCUUGUGUAUGCAUUAUGUAAGUGUGAAUGCGUAUGUAUACUAAUAUAUAUACAGGGUGUUUCAUUUUAAUUUCCCCAGGCAAAUAUUUCGGAAAAUAAUGAAAAUUGGAAA